Molecule: messenger RNA, 1085 nt
Organism: Dermatophagoides farinae (American house dust mite)
Lineage: Eukaryota; Metazoa; Arthropoda; Arachnida; Sarcoptiformes; Pyroglyphidae
Source: RefSeq, a predicted model, not a curated record
GAUUUUCAAAUCAAAAAUCAAAUCAAAUCAUGACUGAAAAUGAAUCAUUAUUUGGUCAAUUGAUUAUUGGACCGGCUGGUAGUGGUAAAACUACCUAUUGUCAUGUUAUUUCGCAACAUUUGCUCAAUCACCUUAAUCGUGAGGUAAUCAUUGUUAAUUUGGAUCCAGAUAAUGAAACAUUUCCAUAUCAAUGUCAUCUGAAUAUUCAUGAAAUGAUUCGUAUGACAGAAGUAAUGCAGAAUGAAAAUCUUGGUCCAAAUGGUUCAUUUCUUUAUUGUAUGGAUUUUCUUUAUAAAAAUAUCGAUUGGCUUUAUCAACGAAUCAAUGAAGAAUUCAGUAAAUGUAAACAACGUAUACAAUCAACAAUGAUAAACAAUAGUGAAAAAAUUGAUAGUCAACGGCGGCGGCGGCAACGACGGCCAUACAUUCUAUUUGAUUGUCCAGGACAGAUUGAAUUAUAUACCAAUUAUCCUGUGUUUAAAAAUCUUAUACAUCAUUUAUUGGAUACAAAUUUGGAUCCAGAACAAAGUGAAAAAAGACGUGAAAAAUUUCCACUAAAUAUGAGAUUAGUAGCCAUAAAUGUUGUUGAUUCACAUUAUGCAAACGAUCCAUCCAAAUUCAUUACAGUGGUAUUGAAUUGUCUUAUUUCUAUGUUGCAUAUUGAAACACCAUUUAUUAAUGUUCUUUCCAAAAUAGAUCUAAUUGAACGUUAUGGUGAAACGGAUUUUCGAUUAGAUUUCUAUUGUGAAUUAACUGAUCUUAAUCGAUUGGUUGAAAGAAUUUCUGAUGAUCAACGAUUGGUUCGUUAUAAAAAAUUAACUGAAGCUAUUGCAUCGAUUAUUGAAAAUUAUGCCAUCGUUUCAUUUGUACCAUUGAAUAUUAAUGAUAUGGAAACGAUAUCGAAAGUGAUUACAUUAGUAGAUCGAGCUAAUGGAUUUUAUAUGGCUGAUCUAUCAUCAAAUCAAGAUGGAUUCAAUUAUCAACUGUAAAUGUAAUCCAGAAUGCUUCACUUUUAUCACUCCAUUGGCCAUCGUCAGUAUUCGUGUCUUGAAAUUGGAUUUUUUUCCAUAUUGGUACAUUUUGUU